UAUAAGCACCCCCUUCCUUUUCUUGUCUUUUCAGCAGUGCAGGGAGUGUGAGGGAGAUGGUUCGUUGCUUGUUUGUCCCAGCUGUUGUUCUGAUUUGAAAUCUCAAUCUCCAUCCAUGAUUUAUCAGCUGAGAUAAGAAUAGCACCAAAGAUCUUUGCUUUUUUUUUUCAUUGUUCUUCACUUUGUUUCUUUUUGGAUUCUCCCCAUCUUUCUGAGUGAAAUCUGAGGAGUGAAGAAUCAUUUCCUGUUGAAACUUGUGCUUGCUUCUCUUGCAAGGGAUGAGGUGUUAAAAAAUGUAUAUGCCCUUUUUUUUUAAUAAAGAAGGCUGCUUUCAGUUUCCAUAGACUCUACAGGGGCUUGGACUUAAAUUUCUUUAUUUCUGGUAUAGGGAUUGGGGUUCUUGGUUUGUGGUGUGGGACUUGCUUGAAUUAGAAGCUGAUGUUUUGUGGGGUUGAGGUGUUUUGGGAUGUGGGUCUUGAAUUUCUGUUGCAGGGUGUUCUUGAUUUCUGGUCUAGGGAUCUGAGUGAGAGUGGACUUUGUGUGAUUUUUUAUGGUUGUAUUUUUGGGUGGAAACUGGAAAGUUUCUUCAUUUGUUAAUCUUCUCACUUCUGGAAAGCAGUGAAACACCAAUUCAAGCUGUUUCUUGCCUAAAUUUCUUCUGCUAUAUGUACAUUUUCCUUGGAGUUUCAGAAGCAGUGGUCUGAGAAUUUACCCAAUGAGUCUUCUAAAUUGGGUGUUUCUGGCUUGCCUCUUUUGGUCAUCUUUGGGUCUUCAAUCCCCAAGCCAAAAUUGCCAUCCAAAUGAUUUUCAAGCCUUGAAGCAAUUUGCAGGCAACUUGACAGGAGGCUCCAUUCUGUCAACAUGGUCUGAACCCUCUAGUUGCUGCAAAUGGGAUGGUGUUGGCUGUGAAGAUGAUAACUCCACUUCACCUGCAAGGAGAGUGGUGAAGUUGAAUUUAUCUAGGAAAGGCUUACAAGGGCCAGUUUCUGUUUCUCUGCAAAAUUUGGAUAAGUUACAGGUUCUUGACCUUUCACACAACCAUCUUGGAGGUGAGUUUCCCUUGGACCUCUCUAAAUUGAAGCAGCUGAGGGUUCUUGAUUUGAGCCACAACUCCUUUAAUGGAGCAGUGGUGAGGGCACUCAAUGGGCUGGAAUUGGAAUCACUCCACACCCUCAACAUUUCCAGCAAUUUGUUCACUGGAGACCUCACUGGCUUUGGUGAAUUCCCAAACCUUGUUGUGCUUAAUGUGAGCAACAAUUCAUUUUCUGGUGCUCUUGAUUCCCACAUUUGCAGCACCUCCAAGAAGAUCAGAAUCUUGGAUUUCUCAGCGAACCGGUUUGCCGGGGGACUCGAGGGAUUGAAUAACUGCAGCUCCUCACUCAAGGGGUUGCAUUUGGAUUCCAAUCAUCUCUCAGGACAGCUUCCUGAGUCUCUGUUCUUAAUCUCAUCUUUGGAGCAGCUUUCAGUCUCUGCCAAUAACUUAUCUGGCCAGUUAAGCCCUGAGCUUAGUAAGCUUUCCAAUCUCAAAUCCUUAAUUCUGUUUAGUAACCACUUUUAUGGUGUUCUUCCUAAUGUGUUUGGAAAUCUGACAAAAUUAGAGUUCUUUGAUGCAAAUUCCAAUAAGUUCUCAGGGAAGUUGCCUUCUACUUUAGCAUUAUGCUCUAGCCUGCAAGUACUUGAUCUUAGGAACAAUUCUUUGUCUGGCAACAUUAGUCUUGAUUUCACUGGAUUGCCUAAUCUUGAUACUCUUGACCUUGCAACCAACCAUUUCUCGGGUCCCCUCCCGGGAUCUCUUUCAAGUUGCCUGGGAUUGAAAACAUUGAGUCUUGCCAAGAACAAAUUAAGCGGUCCGGUCCCUGAGAGUUAUGCAAGCCUCUCAUCUCUUGUCGUUUUCACAUUGUCGAAUAACAGUUUCGAAAACCUGUCUGGGGCUUUAUCUGUUCUGCAGCAUUGCCGAAACCUUUCCACCCUUGUUCUCACCCGAAACUUCAACGGGGAAGAGAUUCCCAAGAAUUUGAGUGGAUUCGAGAGCUUAAUGAUUUUUGCUUUAGGGAAUUGUCACCUGCGCGGUCAAAUUCCUAUGUGGUUAUCUAAUUGCCAUAAAUUGCAAGUUCUUGACCUGUCUUGGAAUCACUUGGAUGGCAGUAUCCCUUCCUGGAUUGGUAAAAUGGACAGUUUAUUUUACUUGGAUCUUUCGAAUAAUUCACUCACUGGAGAAAUCCCGAAAAGUUUGACGGAGAUGAAGAGCCUCAUGUCCCCAACUAGCUAUCUAUCCAGUCUCAAUUCUUCAACUGGCAUUCCGUUUUAUAUAAAGCGGAAUCUGACUGGGAAUGGUUUGCAAUACAACCAUAUUUCGAGCUUUCCUCCAUCCAUCUAUUUGAGCAAUAACAGAAUAAACGGGACAAUCUUGCCCGAGAUUGGAAGGUUGAGACAACUCCAUGUCUUGGACUUGAGCAGGAACAACAUAUCCGGGAUGAUCCCGAGCUCCAUCUCAAAUAUGCUGAAUCUCGAGAUUUUGGAUUUAUCUUAUAAUGAGCUCUAUGGAUCAAUCCCGUCUUCGUUAAACGAGCUUACUUUCCUGUCGAAGUUCAGCGUUGCUCACAAUCACUUGCAAGGCGCAAUUCCAACCGGAGGUCAGUUCUUUAGCUUUCCCAACUCGAGCUUCGAGGGAAACCCUGGACUUUGUGGUAAGAUUGUUUCUCCUUGUGCUGUCAAUAAUAUAGGCCUUCGACCCGCCCUCCCAUCUUCUUCCCCUCAUAGACUGGGAAGAGGCAGUAUUGUUGGGAUAACAAUCAGUAUAGCGGUUGGAGUUGCGAUGUUUCUAUCAUUUGUGCUGAUAAAAAUGUCUAGAAGAGAUGUUAGCGACCAAAUUCAGGACUUGGAGGAAGAGGCGAGCAGAUCUUCUAGAUUAUCUGAUGCAUUUGGCCCGUCCAAACUGGUUCUUUUCAAGAAUUCAGAUUGCAAGGAUCUUACGGUGGCAGACUUGCUAAAAUCAACAAACAACUUCAACCAAUCGAACAUCAUAGGCUGUGGAGGAUUCGGUCUUGUCUACAAAGCCGACUUACCCAAUGGCACCAAGGCAGCAAUCAAGAGGCUUUCGGGGGACUGUGGCCAGAUGGAUAGAGAAUUUCAAUCCGAAGUGGAAGCCCUCUCGAGAGCUCAGCACAAAAACCUCGUCGCUCUUCAAGGCUAUUGCAGGCACAGGAACGAUAGGUUGCUGAUAUACUCGUAUAUGGAGAACGGAAGUUUGGAUUAUUGGCUACACGAAAGGGUGGAAGGGAGCUCAUUCUUGAAAUGGAACACGAGACUGAAGAUAGCACUAGGGGCUGCUCAAGGAUUAGCCUAUCUGCACAAGGAGCCAAACAUAAUUCACCGCGACAUCAAAACCAGCAACAUUCUUCUAGACGAGAGAUUCGAAGCUCACCUAGCUGAUUUCGGGCUUGCAAGGCUAUUGUGCCCCUACGAUACCCAUGUCACAACGGACCUAGUUGGAACUCUCGGGUACAUCCCUCCCGAAUACAGCCAGAGUUUGACAGCUACCUUUAGGGGCGACGUUUAUAGCUAUGGCGUCGUUCUCUUGGAGCUUAUUACCGGUAAGCGGCCCGUGGAAGUGUGCAAGGGAAAGAACUGCAGAGACCUCGUGUCGUGGGUGUUUCAGAUGAAAUCGGAGAAGAGGGAGGAAGAAAUAUUCGAUCCGUCUAUACGGGAUAACGAGUGUGAGAAGCAACUUUUGGAGGUGUUGGGCAUUGCUUGUAAAUGUAUAGACCAAGUACCAAGGCAAAGACCCACAAUUGAUCAAGUUGUUUCAUGGCUUGAAGCAAUUGAACCUGGGAAAGCAAGAUGAAAAUGAAAAGGUUCUGUGCUGUGCUGUCCUAAUCUGAAACAAAAAAAAGGUUUACUGUUAAACCUCAAUAACAUAUGUUUUAUGGAGUUUGGUUCAAAACUCAUGAGCUGAUUUUUUCCAAUUUUGCUUCUGUUAACUUAAUACACUUCUCUGGAACUAAUACUGACUUUGCUUUUGUAUGUAUAGUUACAAUCACAAAUUUUAUUAGGCAGAAUAUAAACAUUAUUGUAUUACUGAACAACAAUGUAGUACAAGCUAAUUAGAUGUUUGAGCAUAA
This is a messenger RNA of Ipomoea triloba (trilobed morning glory), 4121 nucleotides long. Its product is annotated as phytosulfokine receptor 2. Bases 716 to 3844 code for a protein of 1042 amino acids. Gene Ontology annotation, molecular function: protein binding; protein kinase activity; ATP binding. The record is from RefSeq and is a predicted model, not a curated record. Lineage: Eukaryota; Viridiplantae; Streptophyta; Magnoliopsida; Solanales; Convolvulaceae. Gene Ontology annotation, biological process: protein phosphorylation. The transcript has a single exon.